AAAAAAACCAAACCGAAACCGAACCGAUAUCCGGAUUGAACACCCCUAGUAAAAAAUUUAAAAUAUGGAACUUUAAGGAAUGAAAGGAGUAUUACAAAAGAAAAGCAUUAUAUACAAUGGAUACGAGCGUCUAACUGUAUUAAAUAUAUUUUAUUUUAUGAAUACUCCAACAGAAAUAAAAGGAGUUACAAGGGAAAUCUCUGGAAAGCAUAUUAGGUGGGUUUGGUCCCGAUUAGGCAAAGAAGUUCAACACCCUUUCGAUGCCAAUUCCAAAUCCAAGCACGUAUUUUCGAAAGAUGAGAAGAAGUAAAUAAUAAUUAAUAGACAUAUGUAAAAUAAAUUAACGUAAUAGUUGCAUCUUGUUAGUUAAUAUCAUUAACUGAUUUUGUUUUUGUUAUCUAUGGUCCGUGUACUAUUAUUUGUGAAUGUAUUAUAGAUUGGAGAAAGAAAAAAAAACUAUCUGUCCAUUGUCAUCAUGAAUAUUUAGCCAUUUAGGGUUGUGGACUUUACCUAACAGCACAAGAAUCCUAUGAAUUAUGAAACACGAAGAAUUCAUUAAGAAAAAAACAAAGGCUAAGGAACAAAAAGCAGAUGUUAUAUGUUUUGGUGGUUGUGAUAUUAGGUUAUCCACCUAUGAGCAACCUUAAGCUAUGCCAUACACACACACAUAUUAUAUAUGUUUACAGACACAUAUAUGCAUCUAAAACUAAAACUUAAGUUAUUGAAAAUUUCACAGUUGCGUCAAUUAUGGAGAAGACGUCGAAGAAGCUAUUUAUUUUCAAUCUCUGCAUCAAUUUUGGUAUUUUAGUAACAAGAAGAUGCAACGCAACUACAUACUUUGUGGGAGACACGUCCGGUUGGGACAUAAGCUCCGAUCUUGAAUCUUGGCCUUUAGGCAAGCGAUUCUCUGUCGGUGAUGUUCUAAUGUUCCAAUACUCAUCGUCGCAUAGUGUCUACGAAGUGGCGAAAGACAACUUCCAAAGCUGCAACACUACGGACCCCAUCCGUACGUUCACAAAUGGGAACACGACCGUUGCUCUGUCCAAACCGGGAGACCGGUUCUUUGUAUGUGGUAACCGGCUCCAUUGCUUUGCUGGUAUGAGGCUACAAGUCAAUGUCCAAGGCAAUGGCCCAUCUCCGGCCCCUGUGGGCGCUCCACGGGCCGCCCCCGCAGGAAUUCUCCAGCCAUCUUCUAAAAAGAAUAACCCUGCAACCGGGGUUGCUAGCUCGGCUGCCCAUAUUGGUGGCCGCGGUCUGAGGGGCAGUAUGAAUUAUUUUGUAUAUUUGAUGGUUUUUACUUUUCCGUUAAUAUUGUAUUUUAUUAACAACUAAAAUAUAAGAGUUUUCAUAUAGUAUACUUAAGAGUUUCAAUAUACAGUAAUGUAUAUAUAUUCUCUGAUUUAAAUGCGUACGAGAGUGAGUAUUCGGUUUGGUUUGAUAUAUUUUUGUUAUUUUUGUAACAAUUGGUUUGAAGAGUAUGACUAGAUACAAACCAAAAAUGUUGGUGGUUUACGUUAUUCUGUGUGUGAUUUUGGAUAGACAUAUUUUAAGAAACUAAUAAUAAGUAUAUGUUCAUC
Brassica rapa (field mustard) is the source of this 1577-nucleotide messenger RNA. RefSeq names its product mavicyanin. NCBI's taxonomy places the organism in Eukaryota, Viridiplantae, Streptophyta, Magnoliopsida, Brassicales, Brassicaceae. The record is from RefSeq and is a predicted model, not a curated record. Gene Ontology annotation, cellular component: plasma membrane. Gene Ontology annotation, molecular function: electron transfer activity.